CUAGUUGCCUAUAUAUGUACAAUGAUUCUGAUGGUAUUACCUUAAUCUCGUCACACAAGAGACGAAAACUUUGGCUCCAAAAAACAGAAAUGGCAAUGAUAAUGAAUCCAAAACAAUACUCAAAGAUUGAGAAAGAAGAUCCUAAUGAGAUAAUCCAUAAGAGAGCGCAGUUUCUGAUCCACAAGAUUCUCCAACGAGCCGACACAGAGACAUUAAGACAGCGACAGAAGAGAAAUACCAUGAUCAAAACGUUGUCAUUUAGAGUGGUCGGGAUAAGAAUGAAGAUAGGGAAGAAGCUGAGGAAGCUAAGAAAGAGUUGUGUAAUAUAAUGGUGGACAAGCAUGGAGAUCUUAUAUAUCCCACGUAUUAUCAAAUCUCUUAGACGUUAUUUCCUUUGUUUAUCUCCUCGAAAUGACUCAAAUCUUCCUCCUCUCUUUGCUCUUCAUGUUUGAACAUUUUCUUAGAAAAGGAGUUAUUUUGUUUUUCUUAUCAUGCCAUAUCAUAUAUUGAAUAAAUACUCCUUAAUGUUAACUACAAUGGUGUAGUAUCAAUUUUUUCUUAGGAGUCUAAACUCUAUAUGAUUCAUGAUGCCGUGUGGCCGUGUGGGGUUUAUAAAUUCACAGACGAAUAGUUAACAAAUAAGGAUCUGGAAUCACAUCUCAUCAAAUUUAUUUAAAUAGUUCACCCUAUGAAUUUGUGAUAGAAUCUUUUGUGUCCUAUAUUAAGGUCAUAUGAAUAGUAAAUAAGAUACUAUUGACUACAACAUAUGAUACUAAAAAAGUUAGCAUGUAAGCUAGUGAUUUAGAUUCGACGUACUUUUUCAUGUGGUUAUAUAUUUUAGAAGUUAAUUUUGGGACAUUUAAAAUAGCUUACGUUAUGACUUUACGAGACAUGGGAAAGGCAAAAUGGUUGUGUGAAAUAGUGGAAUAAGGUGUACAAUUGUGUGGACCAAAAAAAA
Messenger RNA from Arabidopsis lyrata subsp. lyrata, 958 nucleotides. RefSeq lists its product as uncharacterized. The record is from RefSeq and is a predicted model, not a curated record. The transcript has a single exon. NCBI's taxonomy places the organism in Eukaryota, Viridiplantae, Streptophyta, Magnoliopsida, Brassicales, Brassicaceae.